Molecule: messenger RNA, 2322 nt
Organism: Cutaneotrichosporon cavernicola
Lineage: Eukaryota; Fungi; Basidiomycota; Tremellomycetes; Trichosporonales; Trichosporonaceae
Gene: GUS1
Exons: 4
Coding region: 1-2322 (773 amino acids)
Biological process (GO): glutamyl-tRNA aminoacylation; translation
Cellular component (GO): cytoplasm; cytosol; methionyl glutamyl tRNA synthetase complex
Molecular function (GO): glutamate-tRNA ligase activity; ATP binding
Source: RefSeq, a predicted model, not a curated record
AUGUCUAUCGCUCUCCCCAUCACCCCUGUUCCUCUAUUCAACCUCGCCGCCCCGGCCACGUACCAGGGCAUCGAGGUGGAGUGGAUCCUCGACCCCACUGCCUCGCCCAAGUUUGACGGCUCUUCGGACAUUGAGACCAUUUCGGCCAAGCUGGAGGCCAACUCGCCUCGCGACGGACCCGCUCUCCCCGAGCUCCCCGCCAAGCUCGACCGCGAUACCCCCUUCGCCGAGGUCGCCAAGAUCCUCGACGCGCUCGACGACUACCUCGCUUACCGCACGUACUUUGGCGGCGCGCAGAUUGGCUACAACGAUGUGCUCAUCUGGGGUCUGAUCCGCUCCAACAAGUCGGCGGCGGGAUCAGUCAAGAUUCCCGGCCGGCCCCACCUCGCUCGUUGGUACACGCAGUUCGAGACGACCGAGCUGCCCAAGACCAUCGCCGAGUCGUUCAACAAGGCCCGCUCCGACAUGGACAAGGGCAAGAAGGUCAAGCGCCAGGAGGUUAUUGAGGCGGUUCUUCCCAACGCUGUCGAGGGCAAGGUCGUCGUCCGCUUCGCUCCGGAGCCCUCUGGGUACCUCCACAUCGGUCACCUCAAGGCCGCCAUUCUCAACCGCUUCUUCGCCGACAAGUACAAGGGCAAGUACAUCCUCCGCUUUGACGACACGAACCCGUCCAAGGAAGAGGGUGAGUUCGAGGACGCGAUCAAGGAGGACCUGGCCAUGAUCGAGGUCGAGUUUGACAAGGUCGUCCACACCUCCGACCACUUUGACAAGAUCCGCGAGCACACCGUCAGGCUCAUCAAGCAGGGCGACGCGUUCAUGGACAACACGGACGCCGAGACUGUCAAGGAGCAGCGCCGGGCCGUUAUCCCUUCGAAGAACCGCGACCUCUCCAUCGAAGAGAACCUCAAGUUAUUCCAGGACAUGUGCGACGGCAAGGCUCCCACGUGGUCGCUCCGUGCCAAGAUCGACUACGAGCACAAGAACGGUGUAAUGCGCGACCCUGUCAUCUACCGUGCGGUUGAGGGCUCGCACCACAUCACUGGCACCAAGUACAAGGCGUACCCCAUGUACGACCUCGCAUGCCCGGUCAUCGACCACAUUGACGGCGUGACUCACGCACUCCGUGCCAACGAGUACGCAGCUCGCCACGAGCAGUACGAGUGGUUCAUCAAGAGGCUCGGCUUCCCCCACAUCGAGAUCUUCGACUUCUCACGUAUCGACUUUGUGUACACUGUGUUGUCUAAGCGCAAGCUCAAGUACCUCGUCGAGCAGGGUGUCGUCUCGGGCUGGUCCGACCCCCGUUUCCCUACCGUCCGCGGCAUCCGCUCGCGCGGUAUGACUGUCAAGGGUCUCAAGGAGUACAUCAUCAGCCAGGGUGCGUCACAGCAGUUGCUCCUGCUUGAGUGGGACGGCAUCUGGACUGUCAACAAGCGUGUCAUCGACCCCAUCGCGCCCCGUUACUGGGCCAUUGCCGAGGACAAGAUGGUCCCCGUCAAGGUCGAGGGCCGGGACACGGACGCUGAGACUGUCGAGAAGAAGCCGCUCCACAAGAAGAACCCCGAAGUUGGCGAGAAGGACCUCGUCUUCUCGUCCAACCUGAUCAUUGAGCAGGAGGAUGCCAAGACGUUUGGCGACAACGAGGAGAUCACUGCUAUGGACUGGGGAAACGCCUAUGUCGCCGACAAGAAGGUCAACGCUGCUGGCGAUGUCGAGGCCGUCACUCUCAAGCUCCACCUCGCGGGUGACUUCAAGAAGACGUCUAAGAAGGUUACUUGGCUCGCCGCUCCCACUAAGGAGCACCCGCUCGUCCCAGUCACGCUCAUCGAGUACGACUACCUGAUCACAAAGAAGAAGAUGGACGAGGCCGACGACCUCUCCAGCAUUGUCAACCCCAAGACCGAGUACCGCACGCCUGCGCUCGCGUCGGCCGAGGUCGCUAACCUCAAGAAGUGGGACAUCAUCCAGUUCGAGCGCAAGGGCUUCUACAUCUUCCAGGGUACCAAGGACGCCGAGGGUCGCAUGGAGUUUGGCUUCAUCCCCGAUGGUCGUCUCGCCACCAUCACUCUCAAGGCUACCCCCACCGCGGAGACCCCCAAGGUUGCUGGGGCUUCCAAGGGUUCGUGGGGCAAGCCCGGUGCCAAGAAGGCAGCUCCUGCUCAAGCGCCGGAGGGCGCCAAGGUCAACCUCUCGGACGCCACGGCGGGCUUUGAGAUCCCUGUCAAGGUCGACAUGUUCGAGUCUGCUCGCGUCUAUGGCAAGGAGGCCGUCCAGAUUAACCCCAAGGUCAACAUGUUCACCUCGAAGCCAGUCUACGACAACUAG